This is a messenger RNA of Effrenium voratum, 1707 nucleotides long. The record is from the annotation of a GenBank genome assembly. NCBI's taxonomy places the organism in Eukaryota, Dinophyceae, Suessiales, Symbiodiniaceae.
AUGGAUUUGAUCGAAUUGCUGGAGUCUGUGGGUUACAAGUUUGACUCGUCGGAGAUUCCUGCGGUCAAGACGGGCAUCAAGGCUGGAAAGACAGGGCAGGAAAUUUUGGAGGAGUAUCAGCCUUACAAGCAGCUAUUGGCUGAUAUUGUCGCAGCAGCUGUGCCAGGGGUUGCGCUGCAAGACGGCGAUGAGGAUUCAACUGCUCAGUCCUCACAGGGAGCAGCAGCUGUCGCUUCAUCGACAAAGACUGAGCAACUGCAUCAGUGCACCACAAUGCAUGAAGAAGGCAUUGCUCUGGGCUCGGUGUCAGAUGGCUGGCUUGCCAUGGCUGACCGCAUCAUUGCCAAGAACGUGGUGUUGGUUGUUGAGAAAGGGCUUACGCAGACCCAGCUUCAGAAUGCCAUGAGCAAAUACGCAAUCUCAAAGAUCCGCGGCCAGAACGGAAACAACGUGGUUAUCUACUUCGAUUCCAACAACUUUGGAGAAGCAAUCACAGCGCCGCACAUCAGACGGCCGCCUCUGCAGAGCACAGUGGUAGCGAAGAUGUGGAAGGCCCUCAAAGCAAUCCGCGAGGACCCUGGCAGCCCAGGGCUAUUGCCGCCUGGUGACAUCUUGGUGCUGCUUGACGGCUGCCGGAAGACGGACGUGACAGUCGUGAACUUGUUCGGCAUGGGCAAGGACCGUCGCACAGCCGACCGUGGGCGCAAAGAGCGCGACGGAAAGACUCUCUCUCGGCAGAUCACUGUGGCGUUCGACGAGAAGUCCGUGGUUGGCCGCAAGUUCCGAAAGAAGCACAAGAAUGAUUUCUUGAGUUGCUCUCAGAGGGCGCUGCUUUUCUGGAAUGGCAGCACUACCAGCGCCUCGGCUGUUGUGGCGACAUUGCGUUUUGCUGCUUCGGCGCAGCGCAUCCCAGCCAAGACGCACAAGUUCUUCCCCGAAGCCACGAACAUGUCGGACGUGCUGGGGCCAUUUUCCCUGGAAGCGUAUCAGAACCUCCCCAAGCUUCGCAUGAAGGACAAGAAGGAGUUCUGGGGAUUGAGGCGCCGAGCAGUGGGCGGACGCACUGAAGGUGCCAAUGAGGAUAGCGAUGAUGAUGACAACGAGCCGGAUGAAGAGGAGGAUCAGGAGGUGGUGCCUAUGCUGGAGCUGCCCAAGGUCGGUGGAGGCCGAGGAAGCACGGGCAUGCCUGACGACAUUGUGCAGUGUGUUAAUUUCCAGCAGCUACCCAGCGCUGUGGGCGAGAGCUUCCUGCACUCCCUGAGUGCGAUUUCUUGCUGCGAUCUAGCGCCUGGCACUGGCGAGUUGGCGUGCAGCGCGGUGCUGGAGCAGGUCGGGUACUUGGGCAUCUGCCAGACAGAGUAUCAGCGCGAGUUCAUCCUCACCCGGUUGAAGAAGGAGGUUUUGCGUUCCAUGGAGGAGCCAAGUUCGAAGGUGUACUGCGCUGCCUACGCCAAAGAGGUUCAGGAGGAGAGAGGUGAGAAGCGCGAAGCUGGCCAGGAUUUGCCAAAUGCCCCGCCCAAGGCCAAGGCAAAGGUGGUGCCUCCUAAGAAGGACAAGGAGGAGAAGGCUGAGGGCACGGCGGCGGCGAAAGCCAAAGCCAAGUCCAAGAGUGAAGCGAAGGUCAAGGCUAAGCCUCCGCCGCUGCAGUUGUCUGAGAAGUUGCAAGCCCUGCUGAAAGUUGCAAAGGGGCAGGAUCCUGCUGAGUAG